GUAAACUCCAGCUCCUCUCCCCGCUCGGCUCCCACUGCGAUUCCGCCCAAAACGCCAAAGGCUCUGCACUUUCUGCCCCCCUCCUCCUCGGAGAUCCCAUCCAUGGCGGCGGCCUCGGCGUCCCGCCUCCGGAUCUAAAACCCCCACACAGCCAUUGCGGGGUCUGUGACCGGCGCUCCGACAGCUGCACGGGUCGCGGCAGCCGACCCGGUUCGUUGCCUUGCAAGAUUUGCUUUGCCGCUGCGUGUCCUGGGUGGGUGGCGCGUAGUGGGUUCGUCCAUGGUUCCUUGAAAUGGGUGUCUGACUCGAGGUGGGUCGGCGCUACGGACUGCCUGCUGCCGCCAUGUGGAAGCAGUUCCUUGGUAAGCUCUCGGGGAAGUCGCCGAAAUCCGGCGGAGGCGGGGGCUGGGGAUCUCCGCCGCCCAAGUCCCCAAUGUCGUAUGACGUGAAUGGGAGGCAGUGGGACUCGAUGCGGGCGUCUCCUCCGCUCGCGGCUAUCGCCGGAGCGGAGGGGGAGACAAGGGAGGACGUGUUCCUCCGGAAGCUGAACGUCUGCUGCGUGUUGUUCGACUUCUCCAACGACCGGGGCCGGGACUCUCCGGAGAGGGAGAGAAAGCGGCAGGUGCUCAUGUCUCUCGUCGACUGCCUUGGCACGGCGGAGGAGCCCCUCACGGAGGCGAUGGUCUCGGCCUGUGUGCGUAUGUUUGCCAUCAACCUGUUCAGGGUCUUCCCGCCCAAGGUCCGGCCAGGCACCGGGGCAGCUGCCGAGGCUGACGAGGACGAUCCGUUCUUUGACCCCUCAUGGUACCACUUACAGGUCGUAUACGAGCUGCUCCUCCGGUUCGUCACCUCUCCUGUCGUUGAUGUGAAGGUGGCUCGCAAGUACAUGGACAAUUCCUUCAUCUCCAGGCUGCUUGAUUUGUUAGAUUCUGAUGAUCCUAGAGAAAGGGAUUGCCUGAAGACAGUAUUGCAUAGGAUAUAUGGAAAAUUCAUGGGUAAUCGGCCCUUCAUCCGCAAGGCUGUGAGUAAUAUCUUCUAUAGGUUUGUAUCCGACGCUGAUCGUCACAAUGGGAUUGCCGAACUCUUGGAGGUGUUUGGGAGUGUGAUUAGUGGGUUUGCGAAACCACUGAAGGAGGAGCAUAAGUUAUUUCUGUGGAAGGCAUUGAUUCCUCUUCAUAAACCGAAGACAGUGGGCAUGUAUCUGCCGCAGUUGACAUACUGCAUUACACAGUUUAUUGACAAGGAACCAAAGCUCUCAGGGACUGUGAUCAGAGGCCUGUUGAAGUACUGGCCAGUGACGAACAGUCAGAAGGAGAUGAUGUUCUUGGGGGAGUUGGAGGAGGUGCUGGAAUUGACAGAAAUGCCUGAAUUCCAGAAGUGCAUGGUCCCAUUGUUUCGGAGGGUUGCACACUGCUUGAAUAGCUCUCAUUUUCAGGUUGCUGAAAGAGCCUUAUUCCUGUGGAACAAUGAGCACUUGUUCGGUUUGAUCUCUCAAAACCACCAAGUUAUCUUGCCAAUCAUAUAUCCAGCUCUCGAAAGGAAUGCUCGUUUGCAUUGGAACCAAUCGGUUCUGAAUGUUACAAUGAAUGUCAGGAAAAUGUUCUUUGACAUGGAUCAGAAGCUGCUGUUGGCUUGUCAGAAAAAUUUCCAAGAGGAGGAAGAGAAGCAAGCCGCAACUGAGGAGCGGAGAAGGCUUAUAUGGGAGCACCUCGAGAAGAAUGCCGCAUUCCAUCCAGUAACCAGAGACAUCAGCUUUGCUGCUUUUCCUAAACCCGCUCCUCUGGUAGCUCCAACUAUGACAUAAUAUAUAUGUGUUCAAAUGUACUUCAUUCCACUCCAUUUAUAGCACUAUGGGUGCUGUGCAGGGCAUUUUGUCAACUUUGUCUCCCCCCCCCCCCCCCCCCCUCGUUUCAAAGUCUGUAAUUAAUAGUUUCUUAUUUGAGGACGAACCUUGAUUCUUUCAUGGUGUACUCUCAAGUGAUGGACAUUUCUUUCUUUGACAAGAUAAUGCCGUUCUAGUCGAUUGUUCUGUGAAACAACUUUGGAUAUGGGAGGUCAUGAUUUUUUACUACAGCUGGUGUCAUGUGGAUGCCAGUGUAUUUCGAAUUUUCCAGAUUCUGAUGAAUCUGUUCACCUGAUUUGAUGGACGAGCAAACAAUGAGGUAAGUCCACAGUGCUUUUCAUGCUUGAUAACUCAACUACAUUGUGUCGCUUGCUUAGUAGAAUAGGAAAUCUGAACUUCACACAGUAAGCAUUGCUACAUGUUCUGGUAUUGCACAUCUGGCCAAUUCAUGGCAAGAACAUUGCUGCAUAAUUAAGGAUGAUUUGCCUUUGACAUGAUAAAUAUCAAAGUCUUGGCUCAACAUUGAAAAGUGUCCUUAUAUUUUUAACGUCUGGAUCAAUAUUAUCAAUCAAUGUGUAAAAUCUCUUUCUUGUACCUUUAUUCCCCUUCAUUGUCAGCAGUGGUAUUACGAUUAACUGUUAUCAUGGAUGAUGUUGUCAUGAAUAAUAAUAAAGGCACUUAGUUGAUAAAAUCAAGUCUGGUCCCUGGUGCAAGUAGCAACCAUCUACCAAUGAAUGCAAGAGGGACCUAAUUUCACCUAAAUAUUCAAUGGUAAUCAAUUCCAUCCAUCUACAAGCUCAGUGCACAUUUCUCAGUCAGAUGGAUACUCAUAAGAGAUCUGAUUCAUGGCAUGACUACGGAUUUAGUCCCAUCCAAUUAGGAUUUAACCUGUCUAGUUAUCCCCAGAAAAGAUACUCUUACAGGGUUUGGUGCGAUAAGCUUGAUGGACAGUAAUAAUACUUAAUACUAAUUAUUGGCUUGAUUAGUACCGAUUCAAGGAUCUAGAAAUACAUAUACUGGUAAAAUGAAGAAUUUCCUAUGCUGCUAUUUUGUGUACAUACCUUAUUGAACAAACUGUGUUAUAUAUGAUUGUUCAUUAAACAAAAUUGUGCUAUCUCUAUUGCACUAGCAAACAACACAUCAACUGCCACAGUUACGUUUACCCUAGUCAAGUUCUUUUUGUUCCUACUGGUGCUUGAUAGUUGGACACUUGAAUCGACCUGACACAUUGCAAUCUUGAGUUGGUCUAUAAAAGGUCUCACACCCAUACAGAUAGCCACUGUCCACUCCAUAUAUUUUCCUCCUUUGUUCUGCUCAUAGUCCUUUUCUUCUCUUUUGGUGUACUUAGAUACUUGUGUAGAGAUAUACAUCAAGAUGGACAACCCUUCGAGUAAGCAGGACAUGUCCUACUAUGAUCAUGUUCAGAAGCGCCAUGAGGAGAAAGGCUGCUUAUAUGCAUGUGAUUUAAUCACAGUGGGGUGGGGUACAUUACUUCCUUGCCGGCAAAGCUUUCUUCCAAAACAUUUCCAGCACCUACCGUCAAUAAGGCCCCAGUUUGGUGAGGGACUGCCAUUCAGGGAGCCUGUUUACACUGUGCUGUUGCUUCUGCUGCUACGAGACCUGCGAGUGCUGCAUGGAGUCCUUGUGCUGCUGCGGCUAAUUUUAGCUGCACAUUUCUGCUGUUGCAUGGAGAUCUAGCAGACUGGGCUGUACUGUGGAAACCCAUAUCGUUUCGCCUCGGUGAGAUGGUGAACAGGCAUAUGUGCUUGUUCGAAUAAAAACUGUAGUUACGUCUCUGUUGUCAUGUAUGUUGUUGGUCGCCAAAAAUAAGAGUAUGCUGUUGGUGUGUGUUUGCCUUUGACGAUUGUCAUGUUUAGUGCUGUCAUGUUUAUAGGGAGAUCCUCCGAUUUGUAUUGAACUUUCAUCUAUAUCUAUACUUUUAAACA
Messenger RNA from Triticum aestivum (bread wheat), 3789 nucleotides. Its product is annotated as serine/threonine protein phosphatase 2A 57 kDa regulatory subunit B' kappa isoform. Gene Ontology annotation, biological process: signal transduction. Lineage: Eukaryota; Viridiplantae; Streptophyta; Magnoliopsida; Poales; Poaceae. Bases 344 to 1804 code for a protein of 486 amino acids. The record is from RefSeq and is a predicted model, not a curated record. Gene Ontology annotation, molecular function: protein phosphatase regulator activity. The transcript has 4 exons. Gene Ontology annotation, cellular component: protein phosphatase type 2A complex.